Messenger RNA from Chara braunii, 3175 nucleotides. NCBI's taxonomy places the organism in Eukaryota, Viridiplantae, Streptophyta, Charophyceae, Charales, Characeae. The record is from the annotation of a GenBank genome assembly.
UCGGUUCUUGUUCUGGUCUGCACCUAUACGGUAUGCAACAGGAAGGGACCAGUGCAGCUGGAGAAGCGGGUAGCUCCGAAGGUGGUCUCAAGAGGAUAGUCACCACCCUCACCCGAGCACUAAACAAGAACCAGGGAUACCUCGCAGAUGCAAAGAAGAAACUCACGUUCGAUGGGGUAAACAUUACGGAGUUUCUGAUAGACUAUGAGAACCUAGCAGCCUUACUAAAAUGGACGGAAGAGGAAAGGAUGGAGCACCUAGGGCAGCACGUGUCGCUAAGCUUGGGAAGGGACAUUAUGGCCAUCGUCGCGUCCAGUGGAUCCUGGAAAGAAACCAGGAACGAGAUGAUAAGGAAAUACCUAAAGGCAGAGAAAAUGGCAACAAUGGCCGAAUUAGCAGCAGUCCAGAGGAAAAACUAUGCGACUUACAACGAUUUCCUAAGGGCAUUUACGUUAGUGGCGCUGCGAAUUCCCGGGGUAACGGACCGCAUAACGAGUAAAUAUUUCCUCAGGCAAUUCUCCAAGUUUGAUAAGGAUAAGAUUCUGUCAGCAUACCAGCAGACCAGCAAGUUUGAAUAUACAAGGGAUGUGGAUUUCAGUAUGGUAACAGAUCUUGCAGAGAAGACAAUGGUAGCUGAGACCCUGGCCCUGCUUAAGGAAGGGGAGGUUAUAGACCUGACCGGGAAAACGGGGGAUAAGGUAAAAAAGGGAAUAGAGAGUCUGCAUGAAAGGGUGCACGGGGUUGACAAUAAGAUAGAAAGAAUGGAAAGCGCGCUAUUAGUGAUGCAGGUGCAAGUAUCCCGACCCGCCCUCCCGCCUCAAGAAGCCGUGGUUCCAGCAGCUGUAGCAAACCGGGGAUUUGGCAGAAGGGAUCCGGCCAACGAACAAUGCAAGUAUUGCACCAUGAUUGGGCAUUUCGUACGGGUCUGUCCGAGACUCAAUCACGAUAUCGAGCGGCAGAGGUGCAGCAGGUCCCUCAAAGGCGAGAUCCUCGGACCCAGGGGAGAGCGUGUCAAUUGGAACUCGCCAGGAGGGAUGCGGCGAGCCGUCAUCCUCCUGAAUAACUUAGAGAUAGUUGUCGUAGAAGCAGAGCCCAUAGCCGAGAUUGCAAGCCCGAGACUGCUUAAGGGCCUCAGGCAGCUAUUGACACGUAGACGUGUAGAAGUAGAGGAGGCUCCGGAACCACAGGAACAAGGACCCGAGGAGGCAGGGGCGCCACAAGGAGUCUCUAACCUCCAAAGCAUUCCAGGGGGCCUGGAAGACUUGGAAAAAGCCUUUGAUGAUAUUCGUCUGAGUCUGCCGGACCGAGAAGGUGGCGAAGUAAUUAGAGCACCGCCCGACACUAAACUUAGCUUCCACGCACUGCCUGUAGGAAAACUUAAAGUCCAGGUCGGAACCCACCACACCAAUGCAUUAGUGGCUGGCGGCGCAGAAAUUACCCUCAUACGACGGGAUUUCGCAACAAUCACGGGGUGCACAGUGAACAAGGAGGUAGCAGGAAGUAUCCGGGCAGCGGGGGGAGAAAUUCCCUUCACUGGGUAUGUCACCAAAUGCGCGAUCAAGGCAGGAAUUCGGGAAUCCAUCUGGUCUUUCCAACGGAUGACCGUCAUGGAAGAAGUGGACCAUGACAUAAUCCUCGGGAGACCAUGGUGCGCCAAUGUAGAAAUGAUUGGCAUGCACCUGCAUGAUAGCACAUAUAUGGUAGACAUAGAGGAUCCGGUGACUGGUCGCGGAGAACUCCUCCGACUCCUCGGAACUGGAGGGGACCCUCCCAAGGGUAAGUUGGCAACCUCGUCGCCAACGUUUGAAGAAAGCGCACGGAAAGGCGCAUUCGCACGGAUGCAAGGCAUGAGGGAGAGGGUAGAAAUCAUGAUUGAGGAAGUCUUUAGCAAGAAAGAGUGGAUCAAGAUGGGUCUAUCCCUGAAGAAGAGGAGGCAAAAGGAUGAGGCCCUGAAAGAUAUGAAGGGUCUCCUACAGCGGUUCUUGCUAUAUAAUAUUACCGCAAGUCGGCCAAAGGGCAUCCUGGCUGUCCCGGAGGUAACUAUACUGGGAUUUCGGUCUGGGGCCUAUGGGAGGAGAUCCGACCCAGCAAAGACUGAUAAGAUCUCUCAGUGGCCAACACCCCUGCAUACCACGACGGAAGUACGAGCCUUCCUAGGGGUGGUUGGAUUAUGGAGGAUCUUCAUCAAAGGUUUCGCAAAGAUAGCAGAACCUAUCCGCGCGAUGAUUAGGGAAGGUGGCACUAUGGAUUGGACUGAGGAUAGGGAAGAGGCAGCCCAGACCCUGAAAGACAUCCUGUCGUCCGAUCAGGUUAUCUUAGCAGCACCCUACUUCAAUGACGAAGUAGGACGGCCCUUUAUCCUAGAGACAGAUGGCGGACCGCUGGCAGUUGGAGGAGUACUGAUACAGAAAAGUGAGGAGGGCAAGGAAAGACCGAUCAUAUUUGAGAGCAGGACCUUGAAUUCGGCAGAACAGCGGUACUCGCAGUUUAAGAAGGAGGUCUUAGUAAUCUUGCAUUGCCUUAAGACCUUUCAGGCAUACUUGUUCGGGAGGCGAUUUAUCUUAAGGAUCGAUCCUACGAACGUUGCCGGGGCACUAAAGAAUUACAAACCUAUAGACCCGACCGUUGGCAGAUGGAUAAGUUUCAUAUGGCAAUUCAAUUAUAAGGUCGAGCGGAUCGCGGGGCUUCGAAACAGGGCGGAUGGGCUGAGUAGGGUAUGCAUCACGCUGGAGGGGAUAGAGGACGUGGAACCAAUUGACGCCUUCCUAGAUUACGAAGGGGGGGCCCUUGUUGUGGAUAACGAAAUGGCCGACUCAACGCUUACAACAGGCCAGUUGUUGAUCCAGACCUUGAAAAAGGGCACGCCUGCAAUAGUUGCAGAACUCAGGGAAGGACCAGUCACCACGGUCAGGCGCAAAAAGGAAAAGGACUCGUGGGGAGCAAAAGUUGGGGCCUGAGAGGAGCUGAUGGCAAUGGUCGUGGAAGGGGGACGGGACGCCGUGAUGACGUUGGCCGAAACCUGGGCGCAGAAGGAAUGCCAGUACCUAGUCAACCAGACCCGGGAAGAGCAGGAUACGGAUCGGAAGGAACAAGAGUUCUUCCUCAUACAGAUGUAUGAGGGCGUCUUUAGAGAAAUCGGUCUGCUGCUUGCAAGGAACAAACAACCCUCGGAAGU